AUGCCUCGCCAAGGAGACGGAUCUGCCGACAACGCGAUCGACCCCGGCCACAACAUCAUCCACGGCGCCGGCAAGGAAGAGUCCACCCGCGUCGCCCGCGCCGACAAGACAGCGCCUAUGCCCGAGCCCUCCAAGGGGGCCGGUCUCGAGCAGGCACCCGCGACGGCGGGGACAAGCCAGGGGAAGGACCAGGGCGGCAGGAGUUCGACGAACUAA
Messenger RNA from Chaetomium globosum CBS 148.51, 216 nucleotides. RefSeq lists its product as uncharacterized. The record is from RefSeq and is a predicted model, not a curated record. The transcript is spliced from 2 exons. NCBI's taxonomy places the organism in Eukaryota, Fungi, Ascomycota, Sordariomycetes, Sordariales, Chaetomiaceae. The coding region runs from base 1 to 216 and encodes 71 amino acids.